This is a messenger RNA of Orycteropus afer afer, 726 nucleotides long. RefSeq names its product glutathione S-transferase theta 2B (gene GSTT2B). Gene Ontology annotation, cellular component: cytoplasm. Gene Ontology annotation, biological process: glutathione metabolic process. Lineage: Eukaryota; Metazoa; Chordata; Mammalia; Tubulidentata; Orycteropodidae. Gene Ontology annotation, molecular function: glutathione transferase activity. The transcript has 5 exons. The annotation marks the transcript as partial. The record is from RefSeq and is a predicted model, not a curated record.
GACCACCGCCGCCGCCACCACCGUCCCCAUCGCCACGCCAUCUACACCUUCGCCAGGAAGAACGGCAUCUCAUUCGAGCUGCACACCAUGGACCUGCUCAAAGGGCAACAGGUGAGCAAGGAGCUCUCCUGGGUUAGCAGCCUGCAGAGGGGGGCUGUUCUCAAGGAUGGGGACUUUGUCUUGACGGAAAGCAUGGCCAUCUUGAUCUACUUGAGCCUGAAGUACAAGGCGGAGGCCCAUUGGUAUCCCCCCAAUGUGCAAACCCGUGCCCGCAUCCGUGAGUACCUGGGCUGGCACACUGACUUCAUCCGGGGCAUCUUUGGCGUGCCACUCUGGAUCCGGGUGCUGGCACCUAUCAUUGGGGCCCAGGUGCCUGAAGAGAAGGUGCGGCGCAACCAGGCCUUCAUGGACCAAGCACUGCAGCUGCUGCAGGACAAGUUCUUGGGCGACGGGCCCUUCGUCGCCGGCCACCAGGUGACCCUGGCUGACCUGCUGGGGCUGGAGGAGCUGCUGCAGCCUGUGGCUGUCGGCUAGGACGUCUCUGAGGGGCGGCCAAGACUUUCAGCAUGGCACGAGCGAGUGGAGGCUUUCCUGGGGGCUGAGCUGUGCCAGAAGGCCCACGGCAAACUCUUCAGCAUCCGGGAACAGAUGGCCAAGAAGACCAUCCCGGUGCCUCCGCCCGAGGUCCACUCCAGAGUGCUGCUCCGAAUUUCUAAGAUCCCCUGA